AUGUUUAUGCAGCAGCUGAAAGGAUCCCUAGCCUUGUGGACGUUCAUUUUUAUACCGACAGUUGCUGGGCUUGACAACGAUGGAAGAUCGGUCUGGGGGAAAGAGUCCAGUUCAAGUUUUGUGAAUGAAACCCAGAUGUUUCUGCAGGACACAUUCCCCAAAAAGUUCUUCUGGGGUGUGGGGACCAGCGCUUUUCAGGUGGAGGGUGCCCAAAGGAAAGAUGGAAGGGGACCGUCGAUAUGGGAAGAGUUCACCCGUUCAGAGCUGAGAGCUGGUUCCAGGACAGAUGACUCCAGUGACAGCUACAUUUUUUGGCAGAAAGAUUUAGCAGCUCUGGAAUUUUUGGGAGUUUCUUCUUACCACUUUUCAAUUUCAUGGCCACGGCUCUUCCCCACCGGGACGGUGACAGCUGUCAAUGAAAAGGGACUUCAAUACUACAACAGUCUCCUAGAUGCUCUGGUUCAGAGGCAUAUUGAGCCUGUGGUCACCCUUUACCACUGGGAUUUGCCCUGGAUUCUGUACGAGAGAUAUGGAGGGUGGAAAAACGAAUCCCUAAUCGGUGUUUUCGAUGACUACGCGACUUUUUGCUUCCAAGCUUUUGGCGAUCGAGUCAAGUACUGGAUUACGAUCCACAAUCCUUAUCUAGUUGCUUGGCACGGGUAUGGCACAGGGAUCCAUGCACCCGGAGAGAAGGAAGAAAGCGCUGUCCCUCUGGUAGGACAUAAUCUGAUCAAGGUACAGUACAGAGAGAUUUCACUGUCACAGAUUUAA
This is a messenger RNA of Podarcis lilfordi (Lilford's wall lizard), 771 nucleotides long. Lineage: Eukaryota; Metazoa; Chordata; Lepidosauria; Squamata; Lacertidae. The record is from the annotation of a GenBank genome assembly.